GCCCCUUGUGCUCCUCUCGCGCCUUCGUCUGACCGAAGCAGAGUUGCUGGCGGCGAUGAGUUCAUUGCCAACCUGUGGAAUGUUCAUCUCCGAGUAAAAGAGGAGGGUUACGUCCAAAACCUUGCGCUCGGGCUCUUCCGGUCCGAUUACAUGGUUCAUCAGGAUGGCGGCAGCCUCCAGAUCAAACAGGUCGAGUUCAACACCAUCGCCUCGUCGUUCGCUGGUCUCUCGGCGAAGACGUCCUUGCUCCACAAACACCUGGCCAGAACCGAGUACCCCUUGCUGCAAGACCCCAUUCCGGAGCACGAGCUUGACCUCCCAACCAACGAGAGCGCCAAGGGCCUUGCAGCGGGCCUCAGCGCUGCCUUCGCCGCGUACGGCGAGUCCGCGCUCGGCCAUCCAACGUGCGUGCUCUUUUUGGUCCAGGACGGCGAGCGCAACAUCUUCGACCAGCGCCACCUCGAGUACGCCCUGCAGUCGUCUCAGCCAAAGCCCAUCCCCGUCUUCCGCCUGCCCUUCUCCCAGAUCCUCGCCCACACCACCAUCGCCCCGUCCUCGCCCGGCCGCCAGCUCCUCUACCACCCUCCGCACAACCCCGCCCUCACCUUCGAGGCCGCCGUCGUCUACCUGCGCGCCGGCUACGGCCCGUCCGACUACCCGUCGCCCUCAGCCUGGGAAGCGCGCUACCAGAUCGAGCGCUCGGCCGCCAUCGCCUGCCCCUCGGUGCUGACCCAGCUGGCGGGCAUGAAGAAAGUGCAGCAGGUGCUCGCGGCCCCGGAGGCGGCCGCGGGCUCGUCGGCGGCGGCGGCGGCGCCCUCGGCGCUGCGGCGCUUCGUGCCGGACGAGGCCGCGCACGCGGCCAUCGCAAAAACCUUCACCAACAUCUACCCGCUCGACAGCGCGUCGGCGGCCGGGCGCGAGGCGCGCCGGCUGGCCACCGACCCCGCGGCGUGCCAGCGGUACGUCAUGAAGCCGCAGCGCGAGGGCGGCGGCAACAACGUGUACCGCGCCGCGAUCCCGCGGCGGCUGGCCGAGAUCCCCGAGGAGCACUGGGGCGCGUACAUCCUGAUGGAGAUCAUCGAGCCGCCGCCGGUGACCAACACGAUCCUGCGGAACGGGCGGCUCGAGCACGGUGGCGUGAUCUGCGAGCUGGGCGUGUACGGCGCGUGCCUGUGGGACAACGAGACGGGUAGGGUGCUGCACAACGAGGAGGCCGGGUAUCUGCUGCGCACCAAGGGGGACCAGAGCGAGGAGGGCGGCGUGGCGGCCGGGUACGGGUGCAUGGAUUCUUGCCGGUUGGUUUGAGCAUGGCAUAGCAUGGCCCUAGAGAGAGGAAAGGGGGCGGGUACAUUACAAAACUUGCAUAGAAUAGUUAGCUAGAGCUUGCAUGUGGCGGUUGCCUGACGUUUGUGGGUAGAGUGAUACCUAGACAUUGCGUUCGCUGGCCCCUGCUGCGCCACUGAAGUGUGUCCGGUAGGCCGCACGCCAC
This is a messenger RNA of Thermothielavioides terrestris NRRL 8126, 1489 nucleotides long. RefSeq lists its product as uncharacterized. The coding region runs from base 151 to 1305 and encodes 384 amino acids. Lineage: Eukaryota; Fungi; Ascomycota; Sordariomycetes; Sordariales; Chaetomiaceae. Gene Ontology annotation, cellular component: cytosol. Gene Ontology annotation, molecular function: ATP binding; glutathione binding; glutathione synthase activity. Gene Ontology annotation, biological process: glutathione biosynthetic process. The record is from RefSeq and is a predicted model, not a curated record. The transcript has 3 exons.